This is a messenger RNA of Vicia villosa (hairy vetch), 1143 nucleotides long. RefSeq lists its product as uncharacterized. The transcript has 2 exons. Bases 1 to 1143 code for a protein of 380 amino acids. Lineage: Eukaryota; Viridiplantae; Streptophyta; Magnoliopsida; Fabales; Fabaceae. The record is from RefSeq and is a predicted model, not a curated record.
AUGGCGGGUGUUGUUCCAACCGAGAUGUCCGCUAAUAGUCCAAGGCGCACCGCUCAAUUUGCACGUAAUGCCCAAGGUGGAGGAAACACGAAGAUGAAAACCGGAAUCCUUCAACUUUUUUAUGCAAAUCCAUUCAUCGGAAUUGAUCAUGAAGACCCUUUUGCACAUCUCACUAAGUUUUAUGAGAUUGUGGGAGCUACGGGAGUAGAUGCGGCGAAUGAAGAAGCUCUAUUCAAGAGAUUAUUUCCACAUUCAUUAAUCGGAAAAGCUAAAGAGUGGUACCUUGAUCAACUACCUAGAGUGAUGACGGAUUGGAAUCUAUUGGAAGAAAAAUUUUUAGAAAGAUAUUUUCCUCAAUCCCGAUUCAUGGAAGCCAAAACGGCAAUUGCAAUAUUCACUCAAGGAAGCAACGAAUCUCUUAAUGAAGCGUGGGAAAGAUUCAAGUCCAUGUUAAGAAAAUGCAAAGGCCACAAUUUUGAAGAACUUACUCAAAUUCACUUGUUCCGAAAUGGUCUUCAACCGGUGCAUAAAACACUUUUGGAUGCUACCGCGGGUGGUUCUCUUAUGUCCAAAAGUGCGGAGGAAGCAAUCACUAUCAUCGAUCGAAUGGCACUCAACGAUCGACAAAGUCAACAUGAUCGAAGUCCUUCACAAAGGAAACCAGGACAAAUGAGAGAGAUUCAAGGAUCUCAAACUAGGCACCAUGUGGCAGCAUGUGAACUUUGUAAUGGAGAUCAUCCAACUGGUUUUUGUCCUCCCCCCGAAGGUGAAGAAGUGAAUUAUGUGAAUAAUCCAAACCAAGGCUAUCAAAGGACACCUCCACUUCACAACAACAAUUAUCAAAGAUACAAUCAAGAGUAUCAACCAUCAAGAUUCAACAAUUACAAUUACCCUCAACAAAGUCCUUAUCAAAGUCCAAAUCCACAACAUCAACAAUCUCAAGGUAGAAGCUCAAAGUUGGAAGACACUCUCACACAAUUUAUGCAAGCAUCCAUGGCUAAUCAAAAAAGCAACGAACCUGCCAUCAAGAAUUUGGAGAUCAAGUGGGGCAACUUGCAAAUUAAUUGUCCGAACAACAACCAGGAUCUUCUUUUUCCGCCAACACUCAAACAAAUCCAAAGGAGCAUUGUAAAGCCAUUGUGA